AUGUCUCCUUCCAGCUCACAAAACCAGCCAAGCGGCAGCCGCAGAGCUCGAGCGAAAGUGUCAUACAAAGAGGACAAGUCUGACGAAUCUACUGGAGAUGAGUCCGGGAAAGAUAGACCACGGACCAGUAAGAAGAGGAAAGCAAAGGCCGCACAGCCCAGUAGCAGUAGCGAAGAGGAUAUCGAGGGAGAAGACCUGGACAGCGAUGAGCUAGAUGCUGCGCCAAAGUCUCGGAAGAAAGGCACUGUCAAACGAAUCAAAGGUCCAGCCUCAAGCAAACGCAAAGAUAAGCCCAAGUCGACCACGAAGAAACGAAAGACGGAUUCGGGGAAUGGAAACGAUAUCGAUUACUCCCAAGAUGAGGACGAGGACGAUGAUGAUAGCGUCGAGCUUGGAGAGGGCGAAGUCUUUGCAGGCAAGAUCAUACCGGCUCCUAAAACAGGCCACGUACCUCCAGGACAGGUAUCUAGGAACACCUUCAAGUUCUUGGUCAAUCUUCAAGAUCCAGCAAAGAACGAUAGGGAAUGGUUCAAAUUGCAUGAGCCGUCAUACAGACUAGCUGAAAAGGAAUGGGUGGCAUUUGUCCAGGCUGCUAUUCCGAAAAUGAGACAGGUCGAUACGGAGCUACCGAUGGUACCACCGAAAGACCUUAUACACCGGAUUUAUCGAGAUGUACGCUUUUCAAACGAUAAAACGGCAUACAAACGACAUUUCUCCGCGAGCUUCUCUCGGAGCGGUCGUAAAGGGAUUUGGGCUGGUUGUGAGUGGAAUUUGCACGUACAACCGAGGAACAAAUCGAUCCUUGCUGGAGGUGUCUGGGGGCCUGGCAAGAAUGAGCUGGCAUCCAUCCGACACUCAAUACAACAAGACUCUGCUCCGCUCAAGCAGAUUCUGAGCGAGCCCGAGUUUUGCAAACAGUUUGGCAAAUUUGAUCCGAAAUCGGGCGAGAGGUCGAACGUCUUCGGACAUUCAGACGCAUUAAAAACGGCCCCAAGAGGCGUGGCCAAAGACCACCCUGAUAUCGAGCUGUUGAAACUCAGAAGCGUAGCAGCAGUGCAUACUUUCCUUGACACCGAGGUGUUGGACCCUGGAUUCAUGGAACGGUUGCUCAAUACAGCCCGAGCCAUUCGCCCCCUCAUUACCUAG
Filobasidium floriforme is the source of this 1146-nucleotide messenger RNA. RefSeq lists its product as uncharacterized. The transcript has 9 exons. The record is from RefSeq and is a predicted model, not a curated record. Bases 1 to 1146 code for a protein of 381 amino acids. NCBI's taxonomy places the organism in Eukaryota, Fungi, Basidiomycota, Tremellomycetes, Filobasidiales, Filobasidiaceae.